AGUCUCUUGCGGUCUUCUACCUGGUUAACAUCUCAAAAAAGAAAUAAAGUGGCGAGAAGUUGUGAAUUAAGAAAAAAAGAACCAGAAAAUUACGCAAUCGGUUUCUUCUUUUUGUAACAAUGGCUAAAGAAUACGAUCAAUAUGAGUGCAAUCUAAGUGAAGAAUUAAAGAAGAAAGCUUGGGAUAAUUUGCGUGAAGAUGAGACCUUACGUACGCAGGCUCUGGAACAAUUCAGAGAAUGGAUUGAGAAACAUCCGAAAAUUAAGAGGUGUAGAAUGGAUGCAAAUUUUCUCUUGAGAUUUCUGAGAACAAAGAAAUUUUCCGUUCCUGAUGCUAUUCAACUUCUGGAAAAGUACCUAACAACACGUAAGGUUCUUCCGCAACUCUUCGACAAACUCUCUCUUGAUGAUCCAGCAAUCCACCAUUUAAUCUCCAAGGGUAGUGUACUGCUUCUACCAGAACCGGACAAAGAAGGACGUCUUGUGAUCACUUUCGAUCCAGAGGAAUACGAUGUGAAUAAGUAUACAACUGUGGAUGGAAUUCGUGCAACAAAUCUUAUAUUGGAGCUUGCAAAUCUCGAUGAAAGAGCCCAAAUUUGUGGAAUAGUUCACGUAAUGGAUUGGAGUAAGUUAACCUUGCCGUUUAUGGGAAUGUGGACAGUGACGCAAACCAAGAAUUUCACUCGAUGCUGGCAGAAAACUUUCCCCUUGCGCCAUGGAGCUUUUUUCUUCGUCAACAUGCCUGCAUUUUCAGUAGCUUUCUCAAAGCUCGUAUUCUCGUGUCUCAGUGCUAAGCUUCGUGAUCGCAUUCAUGUGGUCAAGAAUUGGGAGAAUGUCCAUGAAAAACUCGGUUCAUCAAUCUUACCACAGGACUGUGGUGGAAAAUUACCUCGAUUAGAAUUGGCUAAAAAAGUAAUGGAACUUGCUGAGAAGCAUCGUGAGGAAAUACUUUCCCUCAAUGAUUUCGAUAUUGAAGUCUCUAACAGUGAUCUCAACUUCGGCGACAGCUACGAUGCUGAUCUCGACUCAGCAAUUGUGGGAAGUUUCAGGAAAAUCAACGUGGAUUAAUGAUAGCUUACGCUUAUAAAUACAUUAGUGAGCUUUGUAUUUUUUAUCUACAUAUGUAUGUAUAUCGUUGUUAUAUGCGAAUUGCAAAAUUAAAAUUUAUAUAAAAAUGGAAAUGGAAGAAUACAAUAUAAUAUUGUAUUCAUGCAGCUUAGGUGUUUGACUUGAUGCUUGAAGGUCAAGAAAUUUUCGCACCAGGGAUCAUAAAUAAAAAUAUCAUUGGUUUUAUAUAAACAAAAAAAAAAGAAGAAAAAGAGAAAAUACUCUGCGUUGAUACCACUGCUU
Lutzomyia longipalpis is the source of this 1349-nucleotide messenger RNA. RefSeq names its product clavesin-2-like. Gene Ontology annotation, cellular component: membrane. Lineage: Eukaryota; Metazoa; Arthropoda; Insecta; Diptera; Psychodidae. The record is from RefSeq and is a predicted model, not a curated record. Bases 120 to 1067 code for a protein of 315 amino acids. Gene Ontology annotation, molecular function: phosphatidylinositol bisphosphate binding. The transcript has 4 exons.